Molecule: messenger RNA, 2020 nt
Organism: Bradysia coprophila
Lineage: Eukaryota; Metazoa; Arthropoda; Insecta; Diptera; Sciaridae
Product: tubulin glycylase 3B-like
Biological process (GO): cilium movement; protein polyglycylation; cilium assembly
Cellular component (GO): microtubule cytoskeleton; axoneme
Molecular function (GO): protein-glycine ligase activity, initiating
Source: RefSeq, a predicted model, not a curated record
UUAACGUCAAUAAGAUAAAAUUUUGUCCGUUCACCACCUCAAAAUUCAAAAUUAAACAAAAUGAGUAAAUUUGAGUAAGGAAAUUGAAAUACUUUGACUCACUUUGGAUAAUUGAAUAUAUAAUUAGGCAUAAUGGUUUUAAAGUGGACACCAAAAAAAUCAAAAUUGAAAAUGAAGAAACGGGCAAACGAAAGAAAGAAGUAACGGAGAGCGAAGCACCACCGAAGAAGAAAAACAUCAUUCGUGUGACAAAGAAACCAUCAUCCCAAAAAUCAAGUAUCAGCAAACAAGCAAAUGAAUCGAAGAUAUUCGUAAUUUAUGAAAAAAGAAAAAUGAUGGAACCGUUACGAGGGGCAUUGUUGGCGCGAGGAUGGACCGAGCAAGUGGACGAUGACUCUCCGAUAUUGCCAAGAUUAUUUUGGUUAUCUCGUGCGAAUGGAGUAGUAAUUGAAGGAUCUCCUAUCGUGAGCCGUUUGAUACUUGGAAGGCAUUUUUGUUACAAAGAUGUUUUGCUUGAUUACGCCAGGAGUCAACCGAAUCGUGGAAAAAAUAUUGACUUGGUCGUGCCAAGGACCUUCAAAUUAUUUACAGGAGAAAGAAACGAGUUCAUGGAAAACUAUCGUUUGACAGCAUACGCAAGUUUCAUUCGAUUUUUGAAAGCGACUGGAACUAAGGCAUUUUCUGAAACAGGAAAAAUUAGCCCAAAGUGGAUAAGUUAUGCAAUUGAAAAGUUAGAAGCUAUUAUUGCUCCAGAAAAUAACGAGGUAGAGACCAGCGCUACUGUUAAAAGAGAAAUGCAGCAAAAAAUUGACAACGAAUUCGAAAAAUUUAAAAAGAUUUAUCAGAGCAUCGUUAAGUUCAAAUCAAAAAUUGACUUACAAAGUGCGGAUAGAAACGAUUUGUUGGACCAGUGCAACGUCAUUUACAGAAAAUGCAAGAAAGUUUGGAAAGAUUUCGAAAAUGAUGGUUUCUACAACUUAUGGCUACUGAAACCGGCCAGGGGUUCACUUGGUAACGGAAUUAAAUUAUUUGACGAAGAUGUCGAUAUUUUGUGUCAUGCUACGAACAACAAAAACUUGAAGUAUUUGGUGCAGAAAUAUAUCGAACGACCGAUGUUAAUUUACAAUACAAAGUUCGAUUUGCGUCAGUACUUCUUACUUGUUCACCAUGCAACGGGGAUUCAUUUGUGGAUGUACAAAAAGUCAUACUUAAAGUUUAGCACCAAGUUGUACGAUCCACUCAAUUAUAAAGUUUCCAUUCAUAUAACAAACACAGCCGUUCAAAGUAAAUAUUCCAUUGAUAAAAAUCGUUCCCGUAAUAUUCCCCAAUGCAACGAGUGGAGCAGUGACCGAUUCUUGGCAUACUUAAACAAACAAAAUAAAUCAACUUUGUGGGACAAUAAAAUAUAUCCUGCAAUGAAGCAGAACAUCAUUGCAACUGUAUCAGCAUCUGUGGAGUUUACAGUGAUACAACCGAAUCAUUUUCAAUUGUAUGGCUGUGAUUUUGUUAUAGAUGAAAACCACAAUCCAAUCUUGCUUGAAAUAAACGGAUUCCCCACUCUUACGUCAGUUAUAUGUGCGAUGUGCUUGGAGGAUCUUGUAAAAGUUAUAAUCGAUAGAAGAGAGGAUCCACGCGCCGACACAGGACAUUUCGAAAAAGUUUGGGAGAUGAAUCUAUAAUUCGAUAAUUUCGAACAAAGCACACGAAUAAAAAAAACUCAAGCAACUUUGUCUCCUGUAGAAAAAAUGCAGAAAGUUUGUCUGGCCUCUACAUUUCAUUACCAACCUCAAGAAAAAGUUUGUUAAUGGUAUAUUCUUAAUAAUACCAUCCGGAGAUUACAAAUUGGUUAGCUGAAUCGUUUGUCGACGUUUUAUUAGUUACUUCUAUUACUCCUUUUAUGUAGUCUCUAAGAAACGUCGACCGUAUGUUCACAUCCUUUGUUCCAUGUAAUGAAUUCUUCUUUUUUUGCCGGAGGAAUUAAAAGUGCGCAAUAGUCAUAUAGAGAAGUGGAUUUACAUUA